Drosophila gunungcola (fruit fly) is the source of this 1738-nucleotide messenger RNA. Its product is annotated as chromosomal protein D1-like. The transcript has 3 exons. The record is from RefSeq and is a predicted model, not a curated record. Lineage: Eukaryota; Metazoa; Arthropoda; Insecta; Diptera; Drosophilidae. Gene Ontology annotation, molecular function: DNA binding. The coding region runs from base 287 to 973 and encodes 228 amino acids.
CAGGCAUCGAUACCACAUCGAUAGCUCCAUUAAAAAUAUCGAAUAAACUGUACUAGUAGAGUGCGCGUACUUUAUACAAUUAAAACUGUCCAAGCAAGCAAAGAGCAACUCGAUUUUCGGCAAACAAAAAAGCGGUGAAGAAGAAGAGAGAAGGCAAGCGAAAAUAAGACUACUUUAGUGUGCGUGUGCGUGUGUUUCUGUACUCGCGGUUGUGUGUGUAAAGGGACGCCGCUAAAAAGGCACAGAAUAAAAGAAUAUUUAUUCCCUUGCUGAUUAAAACCCGAAGAUGAAGGAAGUUGCUGUUAAGAAACGCGGUCGCCCAUCAAAAGCUGAAGGUGGAGGAGCCGUGGCGGCUGCUGCAUCGCCGGACGCCAAAAGACGCGGUCGUCCCGCCAAGAAUAAGGGCUCAAGUUCACCAGGUGGGGGUCAGCGGGGUCGCCCGCCCAAGGCGGCCAAAAUCAACGAAGACAUUGAUGAGGAUGAGGAUAAGGUGGAGGAGCCGGCUUCCGACGAGGAGCUGAACAACUCGCCUUCAAAGGGGAGGGGUCGUCCCACGAAGAACCAGCCCAGCGUUAGCGAGGAAGAAGACCAGAACAUGAACGAUGAUGAUGGCAGCGUUGAGGAGCCGACUGUAGCCGUCAAGCCUAAAAGGGGAAGACCGAAGAAGGCCGUGUGGAAUGGCGAAGGAGAGCCACCGAAGAAGCGAGGUCGUCCGGUAACUGGCAAGGCUGUUGGCCCCAUUCCCUAUGUGCCCACCGGCCGUCCACGUGGUCGUCCGCCAGCGAAUGACUCCACUGGCAGCCACGCUUACGUGCCCAACGGACGCCCACGUGGUCGUCCAAAGGCCAAUGCCGCUCCAGUCGUUGCGAAACCGGUGGCCGAUAACACUAGCGAUGAUGAGGAUGAGCACGACAAGGACGACGAAGAGGAGGAGGAAGGUGUGGAGGCGCCGAGCUCACCCGAGAACAACUAAGGGAGACGUCCUGAAGUGGAACUUCUCCGACGACGACAAUGAUGUCAACGAGUAUUAUGUUUCGGUCGUCUAUAACCAUCCCGAAUCGGUAGCUGCCUAAAAAUUAAAAAACACACACAUUUCCAACUACACCACCACCUAAAAUAUACGACCUAAGAAGUGAAUAUUGAAAGGAAAAAGGAGAGAAAAACCAUUGUCUGCAAGUAAGAAAACAAGGAACUUAACAAGACCACAAAAUCCAAAAAAAAAAAAAAUAAUAAAAAAACAUGGUAGGACUCCCGAGAACCUUUUCCCUCCUCGAACAAUAAAAACAAACAAACCAUUGUUGAUUACACGGUCUUGUAAAUCUAAAAUGUAUUGCGCACUUUUACACAACUUUUUAACUAGAUUCAGUUUUGAAACUAGUGAUUCCUGCAACACCACGAAAUUUUAAAUUACUAUCUAGGACUUAAAACUAACUAACUUAACAUCGUUUAGUUACCAUUUUUACAUUCGACGAAGAGAUUAUUACCUUCAUAGAGUUGCUGAAAAUAUGUACAGACAAGAAUCAUAAAAUGAUAUGAAAUAAAGAUUGAUUUUAUGAAAUCUCACUAAACUUAAUUGAGUAAUCAUGCUAACUUUUAACAAUCGACUGGUGCCAAAUAUUUGUACACACAAGAAUCAUAAAAAAACUUUUAUUAAAAAACUUAAUUUAGUCAUUAUGCUAGCUUCUUACAAUCUACCUAAAGAUAAUUAUCUUCAUAACUAUAAUAAAUAUUUGUACAA